GGCAUUCCGGCAAAAGCCCAGCCAUCUCGAUUCUUAACAUCGAACACGGCAACACAAAAAAACAUAAACACAACACUUCUCCGGCAAACAAACAAUAAUCACUCAUAAUAUCAUCCUUAAUCGCUCCUUAAUCCCCAUACGAAACAACCUCCAUCAUUUGCAUAUAUAAAUAAAUUCCUUCGAUGCGGCGUCGUUUCUCUUCUAGGGCUUCACUUUUGUUGUUCCUCUCUUACAUAUUCCUCAGCUGCUUCCCAGAAUAUAUAGAAACAGCAACAGUAACGCUUGAAUCCAUCGAAAUUCUUAGAACUCAUGAAUGGCUACCCGUUGAACCACAAGUUUACUUCAGCUGUAAAGGGGAGAACAAGACAUUUUUGCCCGAUGUCAAGAAAAAGAAUGUCGUGUACGCUUUCAGGGGUCAAGAAUCUUGGCAGCCCCUGACAGAGUUUUCAAAUAAUAAAUGCAAGCGAUGUGGAUUAUAUGAAAAAGACAGCUUGAAAUCUGAUGAUGUGUUUGGCGAGUGGGAAUUUUGCCCAGAUGAUUUUACGGUCCCUAAUGGCCAGUAUGGCUACUCUGUAGAAAAGGAAUUUAAUGCUACAUUUUUUUGUCCGGACUGUGUUGCCAUGAAAGCAGAUAUAGAGAACUCCUCGGGCUCUGUGGAGAAAAAUGACAAGCAUCAUGACGGAGGUAGAAGAAUGCAUUGGACUGUGGUGGUAUUCACAAGUGCUUUAGCUUCAAGUGUUAUCAUUGUUGGAAUGGUUGCCGCAUAUAAGUUUUGGCAGAAAAAGAGGAGAGAGCAUGAGCAGGCUCGUUUUCUUAGACUUUUUGAAGAGGAUGAUGAUAUUGAAGAUGAGUUAGGAAUCGGCCCCUUUGGUGGCUCUGUGUAAUUGUUCUGUUCUUUUAUAUGAUUACAUGCCUAACCACAGAUACGCUAUAUGUGCAGUUAUAUUUUUCACUUAUAUGGAAGAUGUAGAUAUAAGAUUAUAUA
Messenger RNA from Daucus carota subsp. sativus, 985 nucleotides. RefSeq lists its product as uncharacterized. The record is from RefSeq and is a predicted model, not a curated record. The transcript has 4 exons. The coding region runs from base 183 to 884 and encodes 233 amino acids. Lineage: Eukaryota; Viridiplantae; Streptophyta; Magnoliopsida; Apiales; Apiaceae.